Klebsormidium nitens is the source of this 2204-nucleotide messenger RNA. Lineage: Eukaryota; Viridiplantae; Streptophyta; Klebsormidiophyceae; Klebsormidiales; Klebsormidiaceae. The record is from the annotation of a GenBank genome assembly.
CGAAGCUGCCGAGCAGCCUUUCGCACUUUCCAACGCUUUCCAGCUCCUCCACACGCUUUCAAACGCUUUCCAGCAAUCUCAUGUUGCGCCAGUUUUAGCUGCCACUUUGAUCCAACUCUAUAGCAGCUCCAUUGCCUUGCAGCUCUUCCACAAUCCUUGAGAACACAGAACAGUAGGAAGCUGACUUGAACUUCAGCUUCUUUGCAGAACUCCAGGCGAUCAGCUGUCACGUUCGAAGCAACUCCUCGUGAUCGAAGUGAAGCCGAGUCCUUCUGCAAAAGCAAACGUAGUAUUGCACAGUCAGUCCCUUUCCAGAGAGGAAUGGCAUUUUCUAUCAGUGCAGCGUCCGUUGCGGGUCCCGCUAGCUUUACUAGUGCAUCAUGGAAGAGGCAGCAGGCCCCCUUCGUAAGCGUUCCAGCAUUGUCCAGAUUCUCUGGACUCAGCAUUGCGCAUCAGGGGCUUCACUCAGGAUCAGAAGCAGCCAGCAAACUUCUGGUCAAAUGUGUGCCAAUGCCUCCCAGAGAUGUGAGAAUGAGGGGCGUAAACAUGGUUGCAACUGAGCAGAAAGUGGCCACAAGCACGACGCUGACGGAGCUGUAUGAGAAGGAGGGGCAGAGCCCUUGGCUGGACAAUCUGAAGCGGGACUGGCUUCAGAACGGAGAGCUGCAGAAGUGGAUCGACAACGGCGUACGGGGAAUCACCUCCAACCCCACCAUCUUCCAGAAGGCGAUCGAAGGUUCCAACGCCUAUGACGAGCAGUUCCGGAAGCUCAUCGAGGGGGGCCUCUCUGUCGAGGAAAGCUACUGGGAGUUGGUGGAAGACGACAUCAAAGAGGCGCUAAAGUUGCUCAGACCGCUGUAUGACGAGUCGGACGGCGGCGACGGCUACGUGUCGAUCGAGGUCGGUCCCGAGCUGGCGCGCGACUCGGAGCGCACGCUGGCCGAGGCGCGCAAGCUGCACGCGGUGGUCGGGCAGCCGAACCUGCUGGUCAAGGUCCCCGCCACGCAGGAGGGGAUCGAGCCCAUCCGCGUGCUGACGUCAGAGGGCAUCAGCGUCAACGUCACGCUCAUCUUCUCGCUAGAGCGCUACGAGGCGGUGAUGGAGGCGUAUGUGUCGGGGCUGGAGCAAUAUGAGGGCGACCUCUCCAAGGUGGCCAGCGUUGCGUCCUUCUUCAUCAGCCGCGUGGACGUCGAGAUUGACAAUCGGCUCGACGCCAUCGGCACCCCCCAGGCGCUGGCGCUCAAGGGCAAGGCGGGCAUCGCGCAAGCAAAGCUGGCGUACGAGCUGUUCCAACGCAAGUUCAGCGGAGCCCGCUGGGAGGCGCUCGCGGCACGGGGCGCGCGGCCGCAGCGACCGCUUUGGGCGUCAACAGGCACCAAGAACAAGGCGUAUUCGGACGUCCUGUACAUCGAGGGCCUGGUCGGUCCGGACAGCGUGAACACCAUUCCGGACGGCACGCUGACCGCGUUUUUAGACCACGGGAAAGUAAAGCGCGCGAUCGACGUCGACGUGAUCGGGGCGAAGCGGCUCAUCUUCGGACAGCUGGAUGUGCUUGGGAUCCAGUUGGAUGACGUAUCCAAGGUGCUGGAGGACGAGGGAGUGGCUUCGUUCCAAGCAUCGGGCACCCACGUCUUUGGUGCACUAGAGGCCAAGGCUGCCCUCCUGAAAGCAGAGAAGUGACAACAGGCAAGCAAAACGAGUUUAGUGGGGUUGGCCAUGCGUUUGAGUCUUGUUUUUAUUGGUGUAGAAGUAUAAAUGUUUUUGUACAUUAGUACCCGAGUUGUCUCGAUGUAACUUUGCGAAGCAUGGUACAUUAUAUAGUAAUAGAAUAACGAGAUGGAGCAGGCUGCGUGCUCACAGCAUACUUCACUUAUUGAACGCCAGGUUCAAGCCGCAGAGAAGGAUGUUAGAUCCAUGAACGCAGGCUUGUUCCUUACUUAGUUGUGGGUUGAUAUUCAACAGACACUCCUUAAGAUAUGCUUAGGCCGGCACACUGAAACUCCUUGCAAUAGCAAGCGUCAGAGGAUGGAUCAAACACAACAGUUCCUGAUUUAGAAUUUUGUAAUGACGUUACUGAACAGAAACCUGCAAGGCAUACUCCUAAGGAUUGCCUAGAAUAUUUGCCUGAAGUUUCGCCGGCGCGCCUGAAGCCUACCAUACGCGCGUGGAAGCCGGGUUACACGAUCGACUCGGUUGAUGCCCUU